UUAAUAGCGUUGUGCUGCUAACUGGAGCAUUUCAUCAGCAGAACUCGUAACUAAGCAACUUCACGGCUCCUUCCUGGAGCCUGGUUCUUCUCCCAUGAUGCACUGGGGCGGCCUUUAAAAGCGCACACACACACAGCCCCAGCUUGUCUCCGGUCAGUGAGAGUGCUGCAGGUCUGUGACCGAGCUGUGCAUAAACAGGUCCUCACUCCAGCUGACACAGCAUUCCCCUGAGGUCGGACUGGGUUACGGAUGGUGAAUUACUCAGUGGAGCUCCUGCUGAAUAGUUACUGUUUUGGUUGUCAGAGAAAAGACAGGACUUUGUUUGCUUCUCAGGAGACCAUGCGCAACACAGAGGAGAGCGCUUCUCUAGUGGGCUCCAGACUGCACUGCUCCAGGCAGCAGGCUCCAGGGCCUCUGUGGUGCUCCGAUGCCCCUCACCCACUAACGAAGAUCCCGAGUGGGCGAGGGACCGGAAGGGAUCUCCCUCUCAGUGUACCUCUUCACAAGGACGACAGGUUGACGGUGACUCGGUCGGGUGCGGUGAGUGGAACCCCCUCGAUCCUGCACUUCCAGUACAAGCUGAGUGAGCGGCGUUUCUCCUGCUGGGACACGGUGCUGGCAGCCAACUGCCUUUAUCUGGAGAUCCCCAGCGGAGCUUUGCCGGACGGCAGCAAAGAGGGUCUCACCAGUCUGUUGGAGUUUGCAGAGGAGAGUCUCAAAGUCGGCUAUGUGUUCCUGUGGUUCUACAAAACCAGGGAGGAUCGAUUGUCCAUCACGAAGACCUUCCACUACAUGGGUUUUGAGGUUGUGAAGCCCGGUCACCCUCUGGUGCCGACCCGGCCCGAUCUCUUCUUCAUGGUCUACUCUAUGGACAACAGCAGCUCUGAUGAGGAAUGAGUGGUCAUGCUCUGAAAAAGCCCCCUUGAUCCCAGCUAGACCUUCUUGCUCUUUCUCCUUGCCCUCCUCCACAACGUUGCCUACUUAACCCCAUCCUCAUUAAAACUUUUAAAUAAAGUGGGGGCCGGAGGAGUAGGAAUGGAGAACGGAUCCUACAGACUGGUUGACAUCCCUGGUUAGUUGGUGCUACAAGCAACAUACAGCGCAUCCUCUGUUAGUUUGCACCAAGUCUAUAUUCCUUAUAUGUGCGGCCUGCUUUAGACAGGAUAUAGUUACGAGUGGAAUCAUAUAAGGGAAAGACUUCGUUAAUAGAUCGUAAGCCAUUCCGCUUCAGGGUCAUAAUUCAGCACAGGAAUGAUUUUUUUUUUUUUUUUGUUACUCCUUGUGUUUUACAUUUCUCACUGUUCUGUUGGUCACCAUUCCUUAUUUUGCAUCACAAAACAUUUCAGAGUAGAUCAAGUCUCCACAGCUCAUACAACAAUCAAGGGUGAAACUUGCCCUGCAUAUUCUGGGAAUCUUAAUGAAUAUACGCAAUAGUGUUAAAUAAUCUGUAGGAUUGCUCAAAGCUAUUCGCAGUAAUGUGGUAAAUGGCUACGUAAAGCUAAUGACGAUAUAUGAUUUAUUAAUAUCGGGUCUAUGGUGCUCCAUAACAGGGGUCCAAUCUGAUUGAUUCUGGGGUUUAUAUGAAGCUACAACCCUUUUAAUGUAGUUCAGUUCAGAUUUAGCCCAGAGUAGGAUCAGGUGUAGACUGAGACAUUUUGAGUACACAUUUUUAAAAUAAUGCUCAUGAUUCUACCAAUAGAAAAGCAAUUAAGCAGGCACUUAAACUGAUAAUGAGAAGCAAGAGAGGUCUCUGACUCGAGCUAUUUCAGAAUCAUCCCUUGUCCUUGUAUAUUUCCUCAACCUUGUUUUAUUCUGCACCAGUCUUACUUAAGUUGGAUUUAAGUUUGCACCGUUUUAGUGUUCACCAGUCGGAUAAAUAAACGUGGCUCUAUCCUCUCUCUAACAAACGCACUUUAGCAUUGUGGGUACAUCGCAACAGAGAUGUCUCACACUACUAAGCUGUCUUUCUUUAUUGUAUUUCUUGAAAUUGAGACAGUUGCCAAAGAAAAUGGUUCCCCCCCCACCCUAAAGCUCACACAUUUUCACCUUUAAAAUUAGAGUAGCUCCAUUCAGGCUUGAGGUUGACCUCAUGCAGUCAGGACAAACAAUAAACAGUAGAUGAGUCUCAAUACAUUCCCCAUAGCUGGAGCAUUCUGAUCUCCUGACCUGAACACGGUCAGGCCUGUGGAAGCCAAGGGCAAGCCGUGCUUGGGCUCCAUCUCUGGGACUUUUGGGUUCUGCAUGUGUAUAUACAGUAAAUCUUACAUUUAUAGAGUUAACUUUGAGCCAUGACAAUAAGCUGUUAUAUAGUAAGUUUCUUUUCAGCUUUGGAGAUUUUAUUUUUGUCUAUCUGCAUUGAUUGAUUGAUUAUUUUUUGUGUCUUGAUUUUUCUUUGUAGAUUAGGAUUUUGUUUACAGUAAUAAAAAAUAAAAAUAAAAAAUUUAAGGACACUUGUAUACCCAGACCCUUUUUCUUUCUUUCUUUCUUUCUUUCUUUUUUUUGUCUGAAUAAAAUAUAAAAUGUGA
Messenger RNA from Pangasianodon hypophthalmus (striped catfish), 2525 nucleotides. It is a transcript of the gene oaz2a, whose product is annotated as ornithine decarboxylase antizyme 2a. NCBI's taxonomy places the organism in Eukaryota, Metazoa, Chordata, Actinopteri, Siluriformes, Pangasiidae. Gene Ontology annotation, molecular function: ornithine decarboxylase inhibitor activity. The record is from RefSeq and is a predicted model, not a curated record. Gene Ontology annotation, biological process: positive regulation of protein catabolic process. Gene Ontology annotation, cellular component: nucleus; cytoplasm.